AUGCCUUUCACAUGGCGCUGGUCCUCGCUUCUGACAAUCGGUGUAAAGGCUCUAGAGUUAAACAUUGGUGUAGCAACAGUAGCCUGUGAUGGACAGGGCAUCUCUCUGAAUAGCGACGAUCUGAUCCACAAUUGGAACGGCAGCUUGGGAUCUGAAUCUGGACUAAUAACUCCACUCUACGGAGAUUCUGCGUUAACCGUCAACUGGCAGAGCGUAUGCGUUCAACCGCCUGCAGGGUCAUUCGAGGAUGCAAUUCAACACCUGACAGUUCGAGUCGAGCGCAUAGGAGAUGCCGUUAUCGACGGUAAAGUUGGCUUUACCGCUUCUUUCGAGCAGCUACAGAGACCGGAAAUCCUCCGACUCUAUAAUUCACCAUGGAAUUUGUCCGACGGCGUGUCAUUUGGCGAACAUUGGGACAGUGCGGAGAUGGCGGACCAACCUAGUGAACAACAUCCAGAUGAGUCGAUUGAACGGCACUGGGACCAUUUGCUACAGCUAAAGACAAGAUACCAACAGUUGGCGCUGCAAAUCCAAGACGAAGAGCACCAGAUCCGAGAGAUGCUACAGCAAGGUUGUCCUAGCACUCUGUCGAACUGGAAGAAUUGCAGGAGUUUCGGAUGCAGGUUCAGGAUAUCAUUGACCAAAUUUCCAGACCUGAUCCGUCAGAUCAGAUAUCGAUUCGGACCUUUUCCAUCGGCACUUCCUGCUAGCCAUUGCUCGCAGUGUCCACAGCAAGAUGGAUGCGACGGGGCUUCCAAGUCAAAGUCACCUCCAACACCAACCAAUCAGCCAAGCAAACCUCAAAAGGCGCCUCACGCUACAGCAACAUCAACUGUCCCUACUUCUGCAGCCUCGAACGCCAUUCCAACCGAAACCGAGUACUUCUAUAGCGCCCAGAACAUCUUCACCAUCUGUGUGAUAGUCGUGCUAGCAAGCACCGUGCUCGUCUUUGGGCUCAAGCUCUGUCGCAGCACCACGUAUUGCCGACGCCGUCGAGCAGACAGGGCCGCGCGCCGCGAGGAGAGACACGCUCGCUGGGCCUACGGAUUCGCAGCCCACAGACUCCGAUGGCGACAGUGGUGGGAGGGCUACUCCCAUCCCCACGCACCUGUACCCGCCCAAACACCACUAGAACUCACAUCCCCACCCGACUACAGCAACAACAAUAACAUGCCAGCCAUCGAACAACCGCCAGGUCCACCCCCGUUUUCUGACACCGAGUCCGAUCUUUCAUCCGAGCCGGGCGUCAUGCAAGCCGAAAUCCGCGGCCUCCGACAAGCGCUCGAGUAUGUCGGGCAGCUUGUGCGAGGUCCAGACCGCGAGCGGCGCUCUUCUUCUCAAAUCGACUCACACUCCAACUCAGACCAUGAGAUUGCGGAGCUUCUUGGAAGGACGAGGAGACAAGGCAGGCCUACCACUGCACACACAGCCGCGUCGUCGACAGCUGGUCUUUCGACGGUGCUUUCAACGGGCACGAGCAGUUUGUUGACUCUGGAUACGCCGUCGUCUGUGACGGUUGAUACGCUAGAGGUUUCGGAAACGACCGGCCCUCCUCCUAGCUACCAUGCAUGA
Messenger RNA from Aspergillus melleus, 1572 nucleotides. RefSeq lists its product as uncharacterized. The record is from RefSeq and is a predicted model, not a curated record. Lineage: Eukaryota; Fungi; Ascomycota; Eurotiomycetes; Eurotiales; Aspergillaceae. The transcript has a single exon. Bases 1 to 1572 code for a protein of 523 amino acids.